UUAUUCUAUUUUAGCUCUACUUCUGGCUGUAAUGGCAUCUUCUCACGCCGCUUGGAUUUUUCAUCUUUCAAUCUGUUGCCGAAAACUCGCUUAAAUUCCUAUCAAGUUAAGAUUGAAGACGAGGGUAAUCAUGGCAAUGAUGAAACCAGACUUUUCAUUCUCUCCUCCUUGGCUCAGUCACAAAAGAGCCGUGUUGCAUGCAUUUUGUGCGAGGAACCAAUGUUGGUGUUCGACCGUUACCCAUUGGUCGAUGGUACAUUCUUUUUGAGUCCCAAACAACAUUCAACGGAUUGCAUUGAGGUAAAAUAUGAAGGACGCUCUGUUUAUUUGACUUGCGUUUGCAUGCGCUGUCUGGAUGGUACUUCUACUCAUCGUAACAUUAGCUGCAGAUUCUGUGGUGAAAAAUGGGACGGUUCCAAUCUAGUCUUGGGUACCAUGUAUGCUUAUGAUAUAUUUGCUGCUAUGCCAUGUUGUGCUGAACGUCUCAAGUGCAAUAAUUGCUUCAAAUUGUUGUUACAUCCACAACAACGUCUCAAUUUCUACAGUGACUAUUCGCACUGUGUCACAUGCCCCUAUUGUGCCACUCAGGAUACGCAUUUCGUUAAACCAUUGACCUACUGUUACACCAAAUGCCUGAACGGGCGCCUAUCAGCGAUCGCAUAACAUGAGGCCUCGUUGGAGUUGCCCACAAACACAGCUGCCGGACAAUCAGCAACGGCUGCUGGGGUAACUUCAACGAGCCUCUCUCAACAAAAGGCCACCGCCGCCAAUAACAACAAAAAGGUGGUCUUAUACAAUCCCAAUAUUGAUUAUUCGGCACCAUUGCAACAAGAAAUCAAUGCUGAAUUAAUUGGGUCUCAUCCACAUGCUCAACAAUAUCACAAAUCAUCGCAGCAGCAGCCAGGAGGAGGACAACAGGUAAGAGCAUCGGCAGGCCAUGGUAUGCGUUCUGCCUCGUUGUCGUCGGCAUACAAUAAUGCUAAUAAUUCAGCGGGAGCAACGUCUGUGACGUCAUCGGCUGCGCCAACCAACGGCGGAGUAUCUGCGGCAGUCAAUAAUGUUAAUAACAGUUUAGCAUUAAAAUUAAAUGAACAAUGUAAUAUUAGUAAAUUAAGUACACAGGCUGUCGCUGCCAACCAACAACAACAACAACAGUUGCAGCAAUUACAUCAACAAAACCUAUAUCAGACAGCAUCAAACACUGCUACGUUCCCCUUGGAUUCCAUGGCCGGCGGCAAUCAUUGCAGUGAGGCCAUGAUAUCCUCUCUAUGGGGUUCAGAGUCCAGCUCCAGUGGUUGUUCCUCUGGAUCGGGUUCACAGCCAUCGUUGAGCCCCACCCUUUUGACUUCGGCACCGAACUAUCGCAGCAACAGCAAGGAGUCUCUGUGGUCGCAGCAGACCUCACCAUCGACCAGUAGCUCAGGUUGUGGCAACCAACUCAGGGAUACUUAUUACACAGGUUCUUCAAAAUUGUCCACCACCAAUACUUCACCCACCUCCUGGUCGAUUGGUAAUGCACAACAACAGCAGCAGCAGCAACACAUGUUAUACGAUACAAAUGAAUUGAAUUUGUCCAAAAUGAAUAAUAUCUGGGAAAUACCCCAGAAUACCAAUGGCAACAAUAAUAAUGGUUCGGCAUUUAACCAUCAUGAUUUAUUCCCCGAAUUGUGGAGUAAUUUGAAUUGCCAGCACCAUGCCAUUACCACUGAUAAUAUUUCAGAUAUUAGCUCGAAUACAUCCUCCACCAAUAAUGAAUGUGCUGAUAUUUGGCGUACUACCGGAAACCACAACAACAACAACACCCACCACCAGGCCACCAAGGCGGCCAUGUUUGGUACUAACACAGCUACCAACAACAACAAUCUUAACAUGAAUGAAAAUAAUAAUCCCAGCGGUUUGGGAGCCGCUGCUUGCAUGCAAUUAUUUUCCGAUGAAUUCCUAUUUAUGUAA
Musca vetustissima is the source of this 1950-nucleotide messenger RNA. It is a transcript of the gene heca, whose product is annotated as headcase protein. The annotation marks the transcript as partial. The transcript has 6 exons. The record is from RefSeq and is a predicted model, not a curated record. Lineage: Eukaryota; Metazoa; Arthropoda; Insecta; Diptera; Muscidae.